Molecule: messenger RNA, 951 nt
Organism: Ipomoea triloba (trilobed morning glory)
Lineage: Eukaryota; Viridiplantae; Streptophyta; Magnoliopsida; Solanales; Convolvulaceae
Exons: 2
Coding region: 1-951 (316 amino acids)
Source: RefSeq, a predicted model, not a curated record
AUGCGAGACUUGCUUCGCUUUUCUAAUGCUGCAAGUGAGAUGUCUAUGUUUGGUGGUAAGACCGUAGUUCUCGGUGGUGAUUUCAGUUUUACAGUUCUUAGGUUGACAAAAAAUCUAUGUUUGAAAAGCGUGGAGAAUGUCGUAGAAAAACAACAAGUUGAACGAUUUGCAAACUGGAUAGCUACUAUUGGGCAUGGUACAACAAGUGCAUCGACAGAAGAUUGUCCAGAGGUUGACAUUCCAGACGAGAUGCUAUUGUUAUCAAAUGGUGAUCCGAUUGCAACAAUCAUUGAAAGUACAUUUCCUAUGUUUCAGAAUGGUUCGUGUGAUAAUAGUUUUCUUGAAAGUAGGGCAAUCCUUGCUCCAACACUGGAUGUGGUGAAUGCAGUUAAUGAUUACAUGAGUAGCAUGCACGAAGCUGAGAGUAGAACAUAUCUUAGUUGUGAUUCUAUCUGUCAAACUGAUAAUGAUAAUGGAGUCCUUGCAGACGUUCACACACCCGAGUUCCUUAAUGGUCUUAAGGCAUCAUGUAUUACAAACCAUUUGGUUGGUUCACCUGUUAUGCUGUUAAGAAACAUUGAUCACUCGCUCAGCUUAUGUAAUGGGACUAGAUUGGUAGUCACCAGACUUUUAGAACAUGUAAUAGAGGCUAAGAUAAUGACAGACAGUCAUUUGGGUACAAGGGUUUUGGUUCCUAGGAUGAGUAUGACGCCUCCAAGGUUACCAUUUAAGUUUACUAGAAGACAAUCUCCUUUAAUGCUAUCAUAUGCUAUGACCAUUAACAAGAGUCAAGGUCAAAACAUUAUCUCAUGUCGGGUAGUUAUUAAAGCAACUGGUGUUUCGUGUUUGUGGUCGCCUUUUCUGGGAGAAGGCGACGGAAAUGUUGCCUUCUCCCUUCUACGGCGGGAAGGCAAACCGUCGCCGGUCGCCGGAAUAUGUCGCCGGAAUUGA